Molecule: messenger RNA, 273 nt
Organism: Meloidogyne enterolobii
Lineage: Eukaryota; Metazoa; Nematoda; Chromadorea; Rhabditida; Meloidogynidae
Source: the annotation of a GenBank genome assembly
AUGAGUCAAAAUAAAAAUGUUUGGAAUAAAAAAAGUAAAAGAAAUAAACUUGGAAAUGUGGUUGAAGAAGAGGAUAGUUGGAUACUUCCUCAAAAACAAAAAAAUAAUGGUUUUUGUUUUGAUGGAACACCAAGCAGAACACAAUGUAUUAGUCAACGUGAUUGCCCAAACUAUAAUAGACAAAUCUGCGAAAAUGGAAUUUGUUGUUCCCCAAAUAUUGAUCAAAAACAAUGUAAAUAAUAAAUUCUUUAAAAAAAUUUCUAAAAAUUUUUU